UCAUUGUUUUCUUCCUUUAGGACUUUCUUAACCCCCGUGGUUCCCAGUGUAAAGUACCUAAUGAUUCAUACGAUUUUAUUUAGCUUAUAAAAAAAUUUCAACUUGCUUGCACUAAUACAGAAUCUGUGUCUGUUAUGCAAAAGAAAAGAAAGGAAAUGUACUUCAGAUUUAGUCACGAACACAAGAAAAUGGGUUAGAUUUUGUUGGGAUUUUGAAUAUAACAAGUUUUCCGGUUAUAGAUUGAUCUACCUAUCUUCUUCCUCCAAGUUUACAGAUUUUGGCUUUGGUGGCAGUUUUUCUUUGGCUUAUUUGAUUUUCUGAUCAAUCAUUGUUACCGAUUUUGGCUUGUCUACAUAGUUAAUUUGCUCCAAGAAACUUGAUUUGGGUUUUUCCUGAAAAUGAAAAAUUGAAGUUGACACUUGACACUGAAUAUUAGUAUUUUUACAAGGUAAUCUGUAGCAGUAGAAUUGGGCUGGGAUAGCUUGAAUAGGAAACUACUUGCUAUUAAGACUGAUGACUACUACAAGAUACCGAAGCUUUUACCCAAGGUGUUGUUAUUGGAAGUUUGAAGGCUGAAUGUGCUUUUAUUCAUAACAGGAUUAGUUUGUAGGUUUACGAGGUGGAGAUUUUUAGUGAUCAACUAUUUGGUUUGCUCAGCUAAAGAAUCAUUCAAGGAUCCAGCUGAGCAAGUACGAGGAAGAUGGGAUCUUUCAUAGGUCAUAUAUUGCCAGGGACCUUGUUUCUUCUAGUUGGGACAUGGCAUAUAUGGGGCUCUGUGAUGAGAUAUGUGUCAAACCCUAAGACAUUCAGAGUCCAGGUGUGGAAUCCUGUACCGGGGUUUAAUGGGAGGCUCAAGCACUUGGAGCUCUAUGUCAUUUCAAUUGGUGCUUUCAUAGAUUUGUGUGUGGAGCUCUUACUUGCAACCCGCCUCAGGUUUUUUGUUGGGGGAGCCUUGAACACCACUUACUUCAACAACUUUGAGCACUCGGGAAUGCUUCUGAUGUUUCUUAUCUUUGGUGUUGUUGCUCUCCUCUCAGAAAAGACAAGACGUCUUCCCUUGCCUGAAAAUGCUCUUUGUUUGAUUGCUGCUGCAGCAUUCUGUGCAGAGUAUCUUCUAUUCUACUUUCACUCAACAACACACAAAGGCCUUGAAGGCUAUUACCAUGUCCUCCUUGCUUUCCUCAUUGGGCUUUGCAUUAUAUCUUCAGUUUCUGGUGCCCUUUUGCCAACCAGCUUCCCAGUAGAUUUAUGUAAUGGUAUUGCUAUAGCGCUGCAAGGAAUCUGGUUCUAUCAAACCGCUUUUGUUCUUUACGGCCCCAUGCUACCAUCUGGUUGUAAGCUCAGGGAUAGUAAUAUCACAUGUCACCCAAAAGAGAGUGAGGUUCGGGGUGAAUUGUUUGCUAACGCUCAACUCUUUGUUGCAGUCCUUGCUGUUCUUGUAGGAACUGUAGCAUCCUAUGGCUUUGCAGCUUCAAGAUAUGGGAACUGUGAAGAGCUUGCUAGCAAUGCUAGUUGAAUUGAACUAGGAACUGUGCAUGCAUCAAUUCUGGUGGUGGGGAGUUAGCAUAGAUGCACGAAGACUUAAGUCUGAUUCUCAUUGUUGUGAUUGUAUGCACAUGGAAUGAAGUACCAAUAUGGUUUGGCAUGGUUGACAGAUAACUUUAUUUCUUAAACAUGUAAUUAGGGGUUUGAUCUCUAGGUUCAUAUGUAUGAAAAAAUAUUUGUUGCAAGAUAUCAGUCUCUUAAAUGGAUUUAAACAUCUCCAAGAAUUAGUCUUUUGCUUCUUGACUAGGGAAUAUUCUGGCCAAAAGAAAUGAGGAAUGAAGUAGACUAUGCAAUAAAUUGGCAGCCAUUUUUCUUGUAAAAUAUGUGUAUUGAAGUAAAACAAUCCAUUAGUGUGGUGAAAUGAUUUUUUAGAAUCAAAUGUGAAAUGAACAGAGAAGGUAUUCCUUUUUA
Molecule: messenger RNA, 1956 nt
Organism: Glycine soja
Lineage: Eukaryota; Viridiplantae; Streptophyta; Magnoliopsida; Fabales; Fabaceae
Product: transmembrane protein 45B-like
Exons: 2
Coding region: 701-1516 (271 amino acids)
Source: RefSeq, a predicted model, not a curated record